UUACGAUGAAGCUAUUAUUUACCGGUCUGUGGUUACUCAGAGUUUUUGAACUUGUAUAAAUAGCUCAAGCUGCUGGCAUAACGAACAUAAUUCAGCAGAUCUGGCCAUCAUGAAGACGUUGACGUGCAUAGCACUGUUAACGUGCCUGCUUGCUGCGUUCGGUUCAGCAUUACCUUACCCAAGUGAAAUAGCCGUUGAGAUCGAAAAAGAACAUGCUCCGUUGAUAGCUGUAGCUGAUGUUUCCAAAGAUGAAACAUUGGAAGGUGCUGAGACAGCACAUCACUGGGGAGGUCGAGGAGGUGGUCGAGGAGGUGGUCGAGGUUGGGGAGGAGGUGGAGGACGUGGAGGUGGCUGGGGAGGCGGCGGUGGUUGGGGCGGCGGCGGCGGAGGUGGUUGGGGUGGCGGCGGAGGCGGCGGAGGCGGUGGCGGUUGGGGGGGCGGCGGCGGAGGAGGCUGGGGAGGCGGAUUGGGUUCCAGCCAUGGACGUUGAUAUUAUCUAAUAAAUGUUAUGAUCCUCUUAUAUGUCACCUAAAUUCAAUAAAUUGAAUAACCAAAUAUUUGAGGUUUAGUUUAUUUCUAUUCAUACUUUAAAAAUAUGUUCAAUAGAUUUAAUUUAUUAAGUUACUUUCAAUGUCGUUGAGCCGUAACAUUUUCUUUUAUAAAAUUUGUUGAAAAAUUUUUCGAACUAUAUAAAUGAUUAUAAUGAAAUGAUAAUUUGUAGAGCAAGUUUUGUACCAAAUAAAUAAUUAAUUAAUCAAAUAAAUGUUCUUAUAGCAUACACAAUAAC
Messenger RNA from Danaus plexippus (monarch butterfly), 787 nucleotides. RefSeq names its product neuropeptide-like protein 32. Bases 110 to 490 code for a protein of 126 amino acids. The record is from RefSeq and is a predicted model, not a curated record. NCBI's taxonomy places the organism in Eukaryota, Metazoa, Arthropoda, Insecta, Lepidoptera, Nymphalidae. The transcript is spliced from 2 exons.